Molecule: messenger RNA, 1079 nt
Organism: Cucurbita pepo subsp. pepo (vegetable marrow)
Lineage: Eukaryota; Viridiplantae; Streptophyta; Magnoliopsida; Cucurbitales; Cucurbitaceae
Source: RefSeq, a predicted model, not a curated record
AUCAAAAGAUGGGUUCAUCCUCAAAAGCUGAUAAACCACAUGCUGUGUGCAUCCCAUAUCCAGCUCAAGGCCAUAUCAACCCUAUGCUAAGGUUGGCUAAGCUUCUCCAUCAUAGAGGCUUCCACAUAACUUUCGUUAACACCGAGUACAAUCAUAGGCGUCUGCUCAAGUCGAGAGGCCCCGAUUCGCUCGAUGGCUUGCUAGAUUUUGAAUUUCGAACUAUCCCCGAUGGCCUUCCGUUCUCCGAUGCCAAUUCUACUCAAGAUAUUCCUUCGCUUUGUCAAUCCACCUCCAAGAAUUGUUUAGCUCCUUUUUGUGAUCUUAUUUCUCAGCUUAAUUCAGCUGGUGACAUCCCGCCGGUUAGCUGCAUUGUUGGAGAUGCUGUCAUGUCUUUCUCUAUGUUGGCCGCCAAUAAAUUUAAAAUUCCUUAUGCUUUGUUUUGGACCGCCAGUGCUUGUGGCUAUUUGGGUUAUAUGCAUUAUCGUGAGGUCAUUAAAAAAGGUUUGGUACCACUCCAAGAUGCGAGUCAUAUCACAAAUGGAUAUUUGGAAAAUACAAUAGAAUGGACGGAUGAAAUGAAAAAUAUACGUUUGAGAGACCUUCCUAGUUUUAUUAGAACUACAAACCCAGAUGAUAUCAUGCUAAAUUUCCUCACUCAACAAAUGAAAAGAUCUCAAGAAGCUUCUGCGAUUAUAAUAAACACAUAUGAACCACUUGAACGAGAUGUUUUGAAUUCUCUUUCUUCCAUCCUUCAGUCUAUUUACGCUAUUGGUCCACUUCACUUGCUUGCCAACCAAAUUGAGGACCAAAGUUUAAAAGUGUUAGGUUCAAAUCUUUGGGCUGAGGAACCAAAGUGCGUUGAGUGGCUGAAUUCAAAGGAACCGAACUCGGUUGUUUAUGUAAAUUUUGGUAGUAUAACCGUGAUGACACCGGAGCAAUUGAUCGAGUUUGCUUGGGGAUUAGCGNUUGAACUUUAUGAGAUUUUAUGUGAGAUCCCACAUCGGUUGGAAAUGGGAACUAAAGAUUCCUUACGAGGGUAUGGAAACCUCUCUCCUAGUAGAUGCGUUUUAAAACUGUGA